UGAUUUCAAUAAGUCCUUGUUAUAUCGGAACUCUAGCAGACUGCAAGUUUACCCAAUACUAUCACCAAAGUCAUAACACUAAAGGUGCAUCGAUUUUAAAACAGUAAAAGGAUCACGUUUUAGCUUUAAGUUGUGAAGGGCAUAAGGAGGUCAGCUUGUGAAAAGAAAAUUUCCUUUAAUGUACAGUUGCUUUAUAGUUUUGAAUGCCAGAGGUGGACACGCAACGAAGAGAAAUGGUUGACUUCUAUAAACACGAUAACGGGCCAAAUUUUAUUUAACGCUAAAACGAUGGGAUUGCUUUUUUUUUCUUUAAAUAUUUUUAUCCCAGGUGAUCCUUAGAAUCGAUAUUCCGUUUACUGCCAGUGAUGAAUUUGUAAGAACCUUCAAAAUCAUGCCGCGACACCAGAAUGCGCAUGCGUACGCCAAUGCUGGAUUCAAGGUCACGAUGGACUCAACCUAUAUUAUAAAGGGAAUUCCAAGUUUAAUGUUUGGUGGUGUGAAGCUUUCUCCGUUUCGGGCAAGUGGUACACAGCAAUAUCUUUCAGGAAAGAAUAUUCUUGACUCAGAAACAUUAAAAGGUUGUAUGAAUGCAUUGGAUAAAGAAAUGAUACCAGAAUCAACACCACUCACUGCAAGUGCUGAAUAUCGCAAGAGUUUGGCUCUUUCUUUGUUUUAUAAGUUUUAUCUUAGUCUUCUUGGUGAUAAAGCAAGUUCCAGAGUGAUUUCUGCUGCUGUUCCGUAUGUAAGACCGAUAUCUUCAGGACAACAAAGUUUUGGUACAACUCCAAGUGAAUUUCCUUUGACACAGCCCAUGAUGAAAACCACUGCAAAAUUACAGGCAUCAGGCGAGGCUCAAUACACAGAUGAUAUACCCAGGCAAGAGGAUGAAAUUUAUGGAGCAUUUGUUACAACAACACAGGGUAACUGUAAACUAUCGAAUGUUGACGUAUCUGAAGUCUUGAAAUUGCCUGGUGUAUUGAAAUAUAUUUCUGCGAAAGAUAUUCCUGGUGAGAAUGAUUUUGUUCCUGAUAUCAAGGGCAAGGAAAAAUUAUUCUGCGAGUGCGAUGUAGAAUAUGCCGGCCAGGCGGUUGGAAUGAUUAUUGCAAUGAGCCAGAGCUUGGCCGAUGAAGCUGCUGAGAAGGUGAAGAUAACGUAUUCCGACUGCAAAAAACCAAUCAUAUCAAUCCAAGACGCAAAUUGA
This is a messenger RNA of Dendronephthya gigantea, 1201 nucleotides long. RefSeq names its product xanthine dehydrogenase-like. Gene Ontology annotation, molecular function: iron ion binding; oxidoreductase activity. NCBI's taxonomy places the organism in Eukaryota, Metazoa, Cnidaria, Anthozoa, Malacalcyonacea, Nephtheidae. The record is from RefSeq and is a predicted model, not a curated record. The transcript has 9 exons. Bases 392 to 1201 code for a protein of 269 amino acids.